Messenger RNA from Salvia miltiorrhiza (redroot sage), 1604 nucleotides. RefSeq names its product glycosyltransferase BC10-like. Gene Ontology annotation, cellular component: membrane. The transcript has 3 exons. The coding region runs from base 308 to 1525 and encodes 405 amino acids. Lineage: Eukaryota; Viridiplantae; Streptophyta; Magnoliopsida; Lamiales; Lamiaceae. Gene Ontology annotation, molecular function: glycosyltransferase activity. The record is from RefSeq and is a predicted model, not a curated record.
CCCCCCCCUCUCUCUCUCGCCAUUCUUGAAACAAAUUUUCUUACUUUCCAAAAUUUCUUCAAGGAAAUGACACACAGUCGUGCAACCUUUGACGCCACCUUACCACUCCGCCAAUAUGAUCAACAGGUAAUUAAUGAGGUGUGCCCCUAUAAUGACCCUUGUAUCUCAUGUUUGUUAGAAGGAAUCCGUGGCUUGAAUUUUGGAAUCUUGAAGGAUUGCAGCCUCAAGCUUCUUCCUCCUCACACCAACGACACUCCCAAACACACUCAUGUGAUCACGUAUUCUCAUACAAAAUAAUACCCAGAAAAUGAAGAAACAACACCAAACACAAGACCAACAACAACAGCUCACGAAGCAGCUCCACACCUCUCCGAGCCUCCUCCAAAACCUCGUCAUCUACUUCCUCUUCUUCGGCUCCGGCCUCGUCGUCGGCCUCACGCUCACCUUCUACCUGCCCCCGAGCCUCCAGUUUGCACAAUUCUCCUCGGGCGCCAUUGCAACAACAACAACAACAACAACGACAACAACAGCAACAACGCCGUCUCCUCCUCCUCCUCCUCCCCCUUUGCCCCCGCCCCCGCCACAGCAGCGGGCGGGGCUGAGGGAGUAUCUUCGGGUGGAGAGCAGCGCGAUGCACGACAUGACGGAGGCGGAGCUGCUGUGGCGGGCGUCGAUGAAGCCCAAAAUUCAAGAAUUUCCGUUCAGGCGGACGCCGAAGGUGGCGUUCAUGUUCCUGGCCAAGGGGGAUUUGCCGCUGGCGCCGCUGUGGGAGCUUUUCUUCAGAGGGCAUCAAGGAUUGUAUUCCAUUUACGUGCACUCGCAGCCUUCUUACAAAGGAGCCUUUCCGCAGGGUUCGGUUUUUCAUGGGAGACGGAUUCCCAGCAAGGAGGUAGAAUGGGGGAAGAUCAACAUGGUGGAAGCUGAACGCAGGCUACUCGCAAACGCAUUGCUAGAUUUGUCAAACCAACGAUUCGUGUUGCUGUCGGAGGCGUGCAUCCCUUUGUUCAAUUUUCCGACGAUCUACAGCUACCUAAUGAAAUCGAGGACGUCGUUCGUUGAGUCGUAUGACAAGGAGGGGCCAGUGGGGCGAGGGCGCUACGACCGACACAUGAUGCCUCAAGUGACGCUUGAGGAGUGGCGGAAGGGGGCCCAGUGGUUCGAGAUGGACCGCGAGCUAGCCCUCGAGGUCAUUGCGGACCGCGUCUACUUCCCUCUGUUCAAGAACUACUGCAAGCCCGCUUGCUACUCUGAUGAACACUACUUGCCCACCAUGAUCACCAAGCACUUCCCUUUUAAAAACGCCAAUCGAACUUUGACUUGGGUCGAUUGGUCCCGGGGUGGGCCCCACCCCUUGAAGUUCAUCCGGGUCGAUGUCACGCCUGAGAUGCUCAACCGGAUGCGGACCGGCACUGAGUGCAUCUACAACGGCAGGCCAACCAAUAUUUGCUACUUGUUUGCUAGGAAGUUCACGGUCAAUGCUUUAGACCGAUUGUUAAGGUUUGCACCAAAGCUCAUGAAAUUCUGAUUUAUAAUACCGCACACACACAACCAUCUUCCUACCAUACAUCAAAAUUAGUUAUUCUUUUGAUUGAUUAUAGUUUCUA